This is a messenger RNA of Nicotiana attenuata, 951 nucleotides long. Its product is annotated as replication protein A 70 kDa DNA-binding subunit A-like. The record is from RefSeq and is a predicted model, not a curated record. The transcript has 8 exons. Bases 1 to 951 code for a protein of 316 amino acids. Lineage: Eukaryota; Viridiplantae; Streptophyta; Magnoliopsida; Solanales; Solanaceae.
AUGCCGGAUCGCUUUAACCUGCAAAUAUCGUAUUCAAUUGAAUUGGUUUUACAGGAUUCUAAGGGUGAUCGUAUACAUGCUACAAUCGAAAAGUAUGUUCUUAAGUUUUUUAGGAACAAGAUACAUGAACUUCGCUUAUAUCGUAUGAACUACUUUGUAGUCGGACCAAAUAAUUUGAAGUUGAGGACUACGACACACAACCUGAGGCUGACAUUUACUCAAAAGACAUUUGUUGAGGAAACAAAUGAUCCUUCAUUUCAUAUGAACAUGUUUAACUUGCGCCCUUUUGACCAACUAACAAAUCAACAUGAUGUCGAUGAGACAGAAUUACUCGAUGUUGUUGGUCAGGUUGUGACCUAUGAAGAUGUUAAGACCUACAAGCAGGGAGACGACCAAAGUGUCCUUAUUAAUGUUGUACUCGAAGAUGAUCAGAGGAACAGGAUUAUGGCAACAUUAUGGAGCGAACUUGUGGAUCAAAUUCAACAUCACUUGAAUGAAUCUGCCAAUGAGCCUUUGAUUGUUGUUUUGCAGCAUAUGAAACCUCAAAAAUAUCGAGAUUACUUGCAGCACGUCAAUCAAACAUUGAACGAAUCACUUGAACAAGUUCUCAGCAAAGAAUCCAGCUAUUGGAUUGCGGCAAAAUUGGUUAAUUUGGAACUUGACCGGGGAUGGUCAUACUUGGCAUGCAACAAGUGUAGUCGAAAGGUGGAAAAAGUUGGAAAUAAAUACUUUUGUGCCAAAUGCAAUGAAGAAGAAUCUUCUGUUACUCACAGGUAUAGGCUUCAAGUUCGUGUUAUGGAUGGAACCGCUUUUAUCUCAUUGUUGCUUUGGAAUCGCGAAGCUAUGCAACUUAUAGGGAAGUCCGCAAAAGAACUUAAGGAAAGAUUAUUUGAGGAAUUCCAUAGUUUUUUGCAUGGUACAAGCUCAAGUGGAGAUAAGCUUUUCGGGUAA